ACGCAGCCUUCGGUACAGUCGUCACCCCCGUCUGGAUACCAGCUCCCGGGCGCCUUGCGCACGGUGGGCUGGCAUUAGGCCCCGGGAAAGCAGAGCAGCGCCCAGUGCCUUUAAUCUCUCCUGUCUAACGGACAGUAGUUCGGCGUGGCACUGUUUGUGGCGAGGCGAGAAAGGAGAGGAGAAAACUGCACAGAACCCGUGGAGGCCUACAGUGGGGCUGUUUACCGCAGGAGGCAAGAGAAAGGGGGAGACUGGCCUGGAGCCAUGGAUGUUGGUGUGAAGAUCUGACUUCAGGUCUGCUGCCGCAACUAAGAUCAAUGGAAUCAAAGACACAAGGAGGAAAUUGCCCCUGAUCAGUAUAGACUAGUAAGAAGUUGGAACUGCCUGCAUAGACCUCUAGGGUCCACAGAUCUCAUGAGUUUACAGAUCAACUUUAGAGUAUAUCACCAAUCAAGAGAAGGGAACUUCCUGGAUCAUUACAGGUCCACCUCCAGUGGCAGCUGUAGUAGCCUUUGAGUGGCUGAAGACCAGUGCCUUCCCAGGCCUACACUUAGACCUAGUACCCUCUUUUCCCAGCCCAACUGAGGUCCCCGUACCUUGUUCGUGCCUUCAGCAGGAGUGAUUAUAUGGGUCGUGUUCAGGAAGUGGGCUGGUUGACUGCAGGACUGGCGAUCUGGGCUGGUACUUGCUACUACAUUUACAGACUAACUAAGGGAAGAGCCCAGAGUGUGAGAAAACUUGCCAGAAAUGGGUCCAGAGUCAAGGUGGAGACUAUGGCUGGGGUACAGAACCAGACCGUGGCCGUGAGUGAAGUCAUUGCUGGGACAGAGAUUGAAACUAGACCCAAGGCCAAGACUGGAAGAGAAACUGGAACAGGAGGUAGGCCUGGGGCUGAAGUAAAGGCAGAAGCCACUGCUAGCAUUAGACCCACAGCUGACUCUCAGGCCAAGAUAAUGACGGGAGCAGAGGCAGAGACCCAACUUGAGUCCAAAACAGUGGCUGGAACAGUGGUCAUGACAGAGGCAGUGACUCUGACUGAGGCCAAGGCCAAAACCAGGGAAGUGACCAUGAAAGAGGCAGUGACUCAAACUGACUCUGAGGCUGGGAGAGUAGCCAAGAAGGAGGCAGUGACCCAGACCAAAGCAGAAGCUCGUGUAUUGGCUGCAAAAGAGGCCAAGAUGAACAGAAUAAUGGUGACACAGAGUGAGGCCUUGGCAGUGACCAGGGAAAUGGCCAAGAUGGGUGCCAUAAACAAGAUUGGGAUUGUGGCUGAGACCAAGGCAAGACCCCUGGAAGAGACUGUAAGUGUGGCCAAGACUCAGUCUGAGGCUGGGCCUGCUACAGUAGUUGAUGCUAAGGGAAGUCCUAAUACCACAUCCAGGGCAGGAGCUGGAGCGGACAUGAGGUCCUAUCCACCAUCUCAGCCUGUGGUCAAGAUCCAGUUUGAUGACAUGCCUGGUGCUGUGGUUGAGGCCAAGGGGAAUCGCAAAACUGUGUCUCGGCAAGGGUCUGGGGCAGAUGUGAGGGCUUCUGCCAAGCCUCAGACUGUAGACAAGGCACAGGCUGAAGCCAUGCCUGGAGCAAGGGUUGGUGCUGGGAGUGAUACCAAUGCCAUGUGUAAGGCAGGGGCAGGAGCAGAUAUUAGAGCUUCAGCACAACCUCAGACUGUGGCCAAGAAACAGUCUGAGGCAACAAGUGGUGCCAGGGUUGAUGACAGGGCAGAUACAAAUGUUACAUCUAGGGCAAUGGCUAGAGCUGACAUGAGGGCUGCUGCCCAGCCUCAAGCUGUAGCCAGUGUUCAGGUGGAGACUGUGUCUGAUGCCAGGGUUAAGGGUAGAUGCAAUCCCAAUGCCAUGGCUAAAACAGGGGCCAGGGCAAACUUGAGGGCCAAUUCCCAGGCCAAGGCCUUGUCUGAUGCCAGUGUUAAGACCAGAGGCAAUCCCAAUGCCAUGUCUAAUGUGGGAGCUGGAACAGACACUGAGUCCUAUACACAGCCUCAGCCUGUGGCUGAUGUCCCAGCUGAUACCUUGCCUGAUGGCAGGAAUAAGGCUAGGGACAAUGCUAACACCUUGCCUAAAGAGGGGACUGGGACAGACCCAAAGACACAGUCUCAGGCUCUCACCAAGAGCCAGGCUGAGGCCUCACCUAGUCCUAGAGGUAAGGUUAGGAGAAAAGCCAAAGGUAAGUGCAAGGCAGGGCUUGGGACAGAUAUGAAAACCUGUGUGCAGCCUUGGGCUGGGGCCAAGACCCAUGCUGAGGCUUUGCCUGAUUCCAGGGUUGAUGGCAGGGGAGAUCUUAAUGCCAUUUCCAGGGCAGGGGCUAAGGCAGAACCGAAGGCUUGUGGUCAGCUUCCAACUGUGGCCAAUUCCCAGGUUGAGGCCUUGCCUGGUGCCAAAAAUAAGGUUGAGAGCAAUACCGAUGCUAUGUCUGAGUCAGGGGCUGGACAAGAUACAGUGGGCUGUGCUCAGCUCCGGGCUGCAGCCAGUUCCCAAGGUGGGGCCUUGCCUGGUACUAAGAACAAGGUCAGGGGCAAUCCCAAGUCUGUGUCUAAGGCAGGGGCUGGACCAACCACAACUGCCCAGCCUCAGACAGGUACACCAGGCUCUACUCAGCCCCAGGCAGUGGCAAGUUCCCAGGGCGAGGCCUUGCCUGGUGCUAAGAAUAAGGUUAGGGGCAAUGCCAGUGCUGUGUGUAAGACAGAGUCUGAGCCCAAUACAGUAGGCUCUGCCCGGCCCCAGGUUGUCUCUAAUUCCCAAGGUGAAGCCUUGCCUGGUUCCAGGAAUAAGGUAGGGGAAAAUCCCAAUGCUGUGUUUAAGGUGGGGACUGGGCCAGACACAAUGGGCUAUGCCCAGCCUCAGGUUGUGGCCAGUUCCCAGGCUGAGGCCUUGUCUGGUACCAAGAAUAAAGUCAAGAGCAAUCGCAAGACUGUGUCUAAGGCAGGGACUGGGUCCGAUACAAUGGGCCCUGCACAGCCUCAAACAGAUACACCAGGCUCUACUCAGCCCCAGGCAGUGGCCAGUUCCCAUGGUGAGGCCUUGCCUGGUGCUAAGAAUAAGGUCAGGGGCAAUCCCAAUGCUGUGUCUAAGUCAGGGGCUUGGCCAAAUAAAAUGGGCUCUAUCCAGCCCCAGGCAGUGGCCAGUUCCCAGGGUGAGGCCUUGCCUGGUGCCAAGAAUAAGGUCCUGGGCAGUCCCAGUGCUGUGUCUGAGGCAGGGGCUGGGCCGUUUACAACAGGCUCUACCGAGCCCAAGGCUGUGUCUGAUUCCCAAGGUGAGGCCUUAUCUGGUACUAAGAAUAAAGUCAAGGGCAAUCCCAAGGCUGUGUCUAAAGCAGGGACUGGGCCAGUUAAAGUGGGCUGUGUCCAGGCUCAGGCUAUAGCCAACGUCCAGGGUGAGGCCUUGUCUGGUACUAAGAAUAAGGUCAAGGGCAAUUGCAAGGCAGUGUCUAAGGCAGGGGCUGGGCCCCAUACAAUGGGCCCUACCCAGCCUCAAACAGAUACAGCAGGCUCUACUCAGCCCCAGGCGGUGGGCAGUUCCCAGGGUGAGGCCUUGCCUGGUGCUAAGAAUAAGGUCAGGGGCAAUCCCAAUGCUGUGUCUAAGGCAGGGACUGGGCUAGAUACAACAGUUUCUGUUGAGCCUCAAACAGAUACACCAGGCUCUGUCCAUCCCCACACUGUGGUCAGUUCCCAGGGUGAGGCUUUGCCUGGUGCCAGGAAUGAGAUCAUGGGCAGUCCCAGUGCUGUGUCUGAGGCAGGGGCUGGGCCAUUUACAACAGGCUCCAUCCAGCCCAAGGCUGUGUCUGAUUCCCAAGGUGACACCUUAUCUGGUACUCUUAAGAGUAAGGUCAAGGGUAAUCCCAAGGCUGUGUCUAAGGCAGGGGCUGGACCACAUGCAACAGGCUCUACUGAGCCUCAAACAGAUAUAGCAGGCUCUGCUCAGUCCCAGGCUAUGGUCACUUCCCAGCAUGAGGCCUUGCCUGGUGUCAAGAAUAAGGUCAAGGGAAAUCCCAUUCCUGUGUCUAAGGUGGGGACUGGGUCUGAUACAAUAGGCUCUGCCCAGCCUCAAACAGAUACACCAGGCACUGCCCAGCCCCGAGCAGUGACCAGUUCUCAGGGUGAGGCCUUGCCUGGUGUGAAGAAUAAAGUCAGGGGCAAUCCUGAUGCUGUGUCCAAGAGAGAGGCUGGAGCAGAUAUAAUGGUCUCUGUCCAGCCCCCAGCUGUAUCUAAUGCCCAAGGUGAAGCCCUGCUUGGUGCCAGGAAUAAGGUCAGGGGCAAUCCCAAUGAUGUGUCUAGGGCAGGAGCUGGUCCAGAUACAAUAGGUUCUUCCCAGUCUCAAACAGAUACAACAAGCACUGCUCAGCCCCAGACUUUGCCCACUUCUCAGGGUGAGGCCUCUCCUGAUACCAAGAAUAAGAUAAAAGACAAUCCCAAUGCUGUGUCUAUGACAGAGGCUGCAGCAGGUACAGUUGGCUCUGCCCGGCCCCCAGCUGUGUCUAAUUCCCAAGGUGUAGUCUUUCCUGGUGCUAGGAAUAAGGUCAGGCACAGUUCCAGUGGUGUGCCUAAGGCAGGAGCUGGGCCAAAUACAACAGGUUCUUCCUUGUCCUUGGCUCCACCCAGUUCCCAGGGUGAGGCCUUGCUUGGUGCCAGGAGUAAGGUCAGGAGCAAUCCCAUUUCUGAGUCUAAGGUAGAGACUGGGGCAGAGAUGAUGGGCUCUGGCCAACCUCAGUCCAUGUCCCAGUCCCAGAGUAAGGCCUUGCCUAGGGCAAAGGAUAAAGUCAUACCUAAAUCUGAGGCAGAAGCCACAGGAGAAGACGUGGUCUAUGUAAAGCCCAAAGCUAGGGUAAUGCGCACUUCUGAGAGUGAGGGUGAGACAGGCAGUCAAGCAUGCAGAAAGAUGCAGUCUAAGGUCCAUGACUGUUACUGGAGUGGGGUUGGUGUCGAGGAUUGGAUUGCUUCUGAGCGAUGGAUCAAAUUUAGGUUCCAGGCCAGGGAUGGAUACUGGGAGAAUAGCAUGUCUUGGGCUGAUGAUGAGAGUGAAGUGCGUAUUGAGUCCUGGAGUGGGGUAAGUGAUAAGUCUGGUAGUAGGUCCUGGGCUGGGGCUAGAGCUGAAGAUGAAGUUAGUAUUGGAUCCUGGGCUGGAGCUGGGGACCAGGCCAGUGGGGGGCUCUGGCCUGAGAGUCAGGCCAGUGGGGGUUCCUGGGCAGAGGCUGGGGACAGGGCCAUGGGAGGGUCCUGCACUGUGGCUCAGAACCAGGCCAGUGGGGAGUCUUGGGUUGGCACUGGAAACCAGAUUGCUGGUGUGUCCUGGGCUGGGGAAGAGGCCAUUGGAGGGUCCUGGACAACAGCUGAGAACCAGGCCGAUGGAGAGUCUUGGGUUGGGGCUGAGGAACAAGCCAGUGGAAGGUCCCAGGGUAGGGCUGGAAUUCAGGCUAAUGGAAGGUCCUGGGCUGAGGCUAGGGCUGGGAAUGUGGCUAGUAUUGGGUACUGGGCUGGAGCUGUGGACCAGGCUAGUGGAGGGACCUGGAUUGGGACUGGUGAUCUGUCUGGUGGUGGAUCCAAACCUAGAUUUGAGGAUCAGUCUAGUGAAAAUGUGUCCUUGGCUCAGGCUGGGGGCCAGUCCAGUGGAGGAUCUAGGCUGGGGUCUGAGGACCAGUCCAGUGAGAGGUCCUGGGUAGACACUGCAGACCAGGCUAGUGGACGGUCCAGGCUGGGGCCUGCAGAUGAAUCCAGUGGUGAGCCCUGGGCUAGGGCUGGGGAGCAGGAGGAUGGAGAGUCUAGGCCAAGGCUUGUGGACCAGUCCAGUGCUGGGUCCUGGGUUGGUACUGGGAAUCAUGCCAGUGGUGGAUUCUUGGCUGGGGCUGUUGACCAGGCUAGUGGGGGCUCCUGGGCUAGGACUGGUGAUAAGUCAGGUGGUGGGUCCAAGCCUGGAUCGGAGAAUCAGGUCAGUCAAGAAGGGUCUUUGGCUGGGGCUGGUGGCCAGGCUGGUGGAGGGUCCCGGUUGGGGCCUGCAAGUCAAUCCAGUGGAAGGUCCUGGGCUGACUCUAGGGACCAAACCAGUGGAGGGUUCUUGGUUGUGGCUGUGGACCAGGCCAAUGGAGGGUCCUGGGCUGGACCUGGGGAUCAGGCUGGUGGUGGGGCAAAGCCUAGAUUUGAGGAUCAGACCAGUGGAAGAGGAUCUUGGGUUGACAGUGGGGACCAGUCUGCUGGAGAUUCCUGGGCUGGCACAGGGGACCAGGCCAGUGGAGGAUCCUAUGCUUGCAGUGGGAGUCAGGCCAAUGCAAGAGGGUCCUGGGCUGAGGCUAGUGGCCAGGCUGUUGAAGGGUCUAAGCUAGGGCCCAUGAGUCAGUUUAGUGAUGGGUCGUGGGGUGACACUGGGAGUCUGGGCAGUGGUGGUUCCUGGGCUAGGACUAGGGUGCAGGCUGGUAGCUGUCCUAAGCCUGGAUUUGAGGAUCAGGACAAUAGGGGAAGAUUCUGGUCUGGUGCUAAGGACCAACAAGCCAUUGCAGGGUCUAGUCCACAGCCCACAGACCAGUCCAGUCGUGGGUCUUGGGAUGGCAUUGGAAGUCAGGCCAGUGAAAGGUCCUGGGCUGGGGCUGGGGAUCAGAUUGGUAGUUGCUGCAAAGCUAGAUUUGAGGAUCAGGGUAGUGGAGUCAUCUCCCAGGCUGGCACUGAGGAUCAGGCUAGUGGAAAAUCCUGGGCUGGGUCCAGGCCAGGGCCUGAGGACCAGGCAAGUGGAGGGUCCUGGGCUAGGGCUGCGGACCAGGGCAGGGGAAGGUCCCAGGUCAAUGCUGAGACAGAGGCCAGCCAAGGACCCUGGUUUGGGGCUGGGUGUGAGGCUAGUAGAAGAUCCUGGUUCUGGAGAAAAGAGGCUGGUACUGUGUCCAGGCCUAGGGGGAAAAGUGAAGCCAGUAUUGAAUCCAGAUCAGAGGCUAGGGAAGAGGCCAUCACUAGUUCCAGAUUUGGGGCUCAGGACAAGGCCAAUAUUGGGUCCUGGAUCAGAUCUGAGGAGGUGGCUGAUAUGGACUCCUGUGUGGGUGCCGAGGCUGGGCCUGGGGCUGAGGUCAGGGAGUCUUGGCUAUGGGAUGGAGAUGCAGCCACUACAGGGUGUAGGCUUGGGGCUGGGGAAGAGACUGGCAUGGGGUCCUGGACUUUUGCUGAGGAUGUAGGUGAGGAUAAGCUAAGCAGAGCAUCCAGCCCUGAUAUUGAGGAGAUCAGUUUAAGGUCCUUGUUUUGGGCUGAGAGUGAGAGUAGUAAUGAGCUCAGAUCCAGGAGUGAGAAAGAUGUCAAUUUUGAGUAUGGGGCUGGAGAUAAGGCCAGCACUAAGGAUAAGCUUGAGGCUACUGGUGGUACUGAUGUAAGGUCUUGGUUCUGGGAUGGUAAUGAAAACAGAAAUGAGGACAAAUCUGCACCCAGGACUAAGACCAAAAAGUCAGCUGAAUCAAGAGGCACAUAUCCAUCCAUGGUUCCUGGGGCAGGAAUGGGGUCAUGGGCAGGAGCCAUGUUCUGGACGGAGAUGAAAUUUCCAUACCAAAAUGAGUCUUGCUUUCUGCCUGGGGAUGAGCUCAAAAAGCAGAUGAGGUCUGAGGAGAAAACUCAGCCCUGGACCUGCCGCUGUAAACGUGAAGCCAAUAUGGAUCCACGAGAGCUUGAAAAACUCAUUUGCAUGAUUGAGAUGACUGAGGAUCCUUCUAUUCAUGAAAUAGCCAAUAAUGCUCUAUAUAACAGUCCUGAUUAUCCAUUUUCACACGAAGUCAUUCGGAAUGCAGGUAGAAUCUCAAUUAUUGAAAGCUUGCUCAACAAUCCCUACCCCAGUGUUAGGCAGAAGGCUCUAAAUGCACUGAAUAAUAUCUCAGUGGCUGCGGAAAAUCAUAGGAAGGUUAAAACAUACUUAAACCAAGUAUGUGAAGACACCAUCACCUAUCCCUUGAAUUCAACUGUGCAGCUGGCUGGACUAAGAUUGAUAAAGCAUCUGACUAUUAUCAGUGAAUAUCAGCAUAUGGUUACAAAUUAUAUUUCAGAAUUUCUUCGUUUGUUAACCGUGGGAAGUGGAGAAACAAAAGAUCAGAUUUUGGGAAUGCUUUUGAAUUUCUCUAAAAAUCCAUCUAUGACAAAAGACUUGCUAAUUGCCAGUGCACCAACAUCACUGAUUAAUAUCUUUAGCAAGAAAGAGACAAAAGAGAAUAUUCUUAGUGCGCUCUCACUAUUUGAAAAUAUAAAUUACCAUUUUAAAAGAAGAGCAAAAGUAUUUACCCAGGACAAGUUCAGUAAAAAUUCCCUUUAUUUUGUAUUCCAACGACCUAAAGCAUGUGCCAAAAAACUUCGAGUCUUAGCAGCAGAAUACAAUGACCCAGAGGUGAAAGAACGAGUUGAGCUAUUAUUAAGUAAACUCUGAUCAGUUGUAUAUUUCCAAAUAAAUAUGAGUAAUAUUUUGGCUUUGCAGGCUGGAUGUAAUGCACAGUGUAAAUUACAUUAUAACUUCGAAACUGAUGUUACUUAUGAUGUCUAUAGCUGCAUCAUUUUAUGAACACCAAAUGAAUUCAAAGUUGUACUGAAAAUACAUGUGUUGAUUAUUACCUUGUCUGGAUUUAGUAUGCUUCAUGAGCAGAAACUGAACUGAUUCUUCAUAAAUAAGGUAAUCUUCGGUCCUUUGUGUGGACUUAUGUUUAUACAUUUGAGACUUUAUUUUUAUGUCAUCAAUAAAGUUGUGUGUUUUAAGCAGAAAAAAG
Messenger RNA from Manis pentadactyla (Chinese pangolin), 8721 nucleotides. It is a transcript of the gene ARMCX4, whose product is annotated as armadillo repeat containing X-linked 4. The transcript is spliced from 6 exons. The record is from RefSeq and is a predicted model, not a curated record. NCBI's taxonomy places the organism in Eukaryota, Metazoa, Chordata, Mammalia, Pholidota, Manidae. The coding region runs from base 627 to 8387 and encodes 2586 amino acids.